Molecule: messenger RNA, 627 nt
Organism: Lactuca saligna
Lineage: Eukaryota; Viridiplantae; Streptophyta; Magnoliopsida; Asterales; Asteraceae
Source: the annotation of a GenBank genome assembly
AUGGUUGUCGAGUGUACAAAUGCACAAUGCAAAAAAUCUGAAUUUCAGUAUAUAAUUCCAAUUAACGUACAAGAUUGUACUGGAACCAUUGGAUUGACUCUUUUUGAUAGGGAAGCAAGGAGGUUGUUAAAUAUAAGUGCCUACGAGUUGAAAAAGAUACAUGAUGCGGCCGGAGACAGUGAUGCCCUAUUUCCAAUGCAACUUAACGUGUUGAAAAACCGCAAGUUUGGUUUUGUUGUAGAUAUUACAGAAUACAAUGUCAACAACUAUAAUAACAUCUACACAGUUCUCAGAGUUACAGAAGAUAUGUCCAUUGUUUGUGAAUUGGAAAGUAAAAUAGAACUUAUGAGUAUUCAAUCUGUCUCCUUAAAUCAAGUUGCUUUGGAAUCCGAUGAUGUUGUACAGCCUGUUCAAAAGGAUGUGAUCUCACAAACAGACGAAAGUUUUACACCCUCAACAGUUGAUAAGUCAACCGCAACAAGUCCUUGCAAAAUAUCAGGUGAUUUGAAGCGCAACCUCCAAGAAAUUUAUGAUGUUGAUUCUGGAUAUGAUUUAAGUUCAACUAAGGCUAAAAGAAAGUCAACCGCAGAGGAAACUCCACUCUUGAUUCCAAAAAUUGAAAAGUGA